AUGUUGUCUCGUGGUGUCAAGGGCAGCAAAGUCAACAAGAGCCCAGACAACAAUGACAACACCACUGACGGCAACAUUGCAACCACCCCAGCAUCGGUCUUCUCCAUUAGCCCGCACAUGGCUCACAAGCGCGAGCGGCUGGCGCAUGUUGUGACUGGUCUCGGCCAACAGUACUGCGACACCAGCACCCCCAUGAGCUCUUCUUCUGCCACGGAUGCGACCCCUUCUUCGUUGUCAUCUACUACUCAGGCACUUACGAUCAAGAAGCGUUUCCGCCUUGGUUUGGGCAACCGCAAGGUCAGUGCUAUGAACAUAUGCAAUGACGUCGCUAACCCAAAACUGCAGAUCCACGAUCCUUCCACUCCCCCCUCUACCGCCGAUGCCACUAUGGUCGAGUCCGAGGCUGCUAAGACUUUUGGUAUGUGUCCUUCGAACAAGCUGACCAUCGAUCCCUUGACACCCCCUGCGACUGUGCGCUCCGAGUCUCCUAACGAGGAUACCGAAGCCGUUGCCGAUACCUCAAAGGACACACAUGUAACGGACAUUACUCAUAACGCUACUCACACUCCAACCAAUGUCACUACGAGUGUCAAUGUCCGUUUCAACACAAGUGAGGACGUCAACAACAAUCUUGAUGCGCACGAUGCUGAGAUGGAGGCUGCCUUGGCUGCUAUGCGUGCCGCAGAGGAGCUCCUCAAUCAACGUCAUGCUGCCAUCAAACAGCAACCAAACACUGGCAAGCGGAUGAAGCCUUUGGAUAUCAUCAACAAGAUCGCAGGUCAGAGGGCUAGUUCUGCCCCAGUUCAGGUUCCUUGCGAUGCAUCUGCCAUUGUCCAGCCUAGAGCACAACAGAGUACUGCCAACGAAGCUAUCGAAGCCAUGCGUCGCCGCGAGGCUAUGAAGGACUUGGCCUACUUUGCCGCCAAUGGCUGUCCUAGCAACAUUGCCAUCAUUGAGCAGAUGAACGAGCAUUUUGGGCUGCAACAGUACGAUGCUGAGGGCAAUCUACUAGAUGCCACCUUCAACGUCCACGGUGUCACUAUCCGUGCGAGCCAGAUGCCUAAUGAUUCCAUUGAGCGACUGUGGAUCGGCCGUUACAAUAUGAUGAAGUACAGCGCCAUGCUUGUUGAGGAACGUGCCUUGAAUGAGGAAGACCACGAGUUCAUUGUAGCACAAAUCUUACCGCAGGAGCGCAAACACCUCUUGGAUCCCGAGCAUUUUAACGUCUACAUGGAUAGUCUUGCUGAAGAAGACAUCUUUACUAUGACAAAGGCCAAGCUCAUCGCUGGUGCCGGUGUUACCGUCGAGGAGUUCGACAAGGGUCCCCAUUACAUCCGUAAAUCUGGCAGCAAGUCCAACUACCAUGACCCCGAUGUCGUUGGCAUCUUCGAAAUCCCUCAACCACUCAUGCGCACCAUCACUACUGAUUACACAGUACCAGUGACACAGGUAAACCUAUACCCUCAUCUUCGCACUCUCGUCGAAGCUGCCGUCUACAAGAAGAACUUUUGGAAGGGCUACUUUAUCCCCAACCCCCGCUCCAAGCUCAACGACUUCUUCGAAGCUUACCGUCUCACGCAAGAGAAUUGGCUUCUCCCCCCUAGCCUCACCAACUACAAGCGCGCCUGGACUCACCGCGAGUCACGCCUCCUUCAGCGCGGUCAGUACAUCUGCAAGCUUCUCUCUCAGUACGAGGCCAAGCAGAUCACAGACUUUGGUAUCAUCCGCGCCAUCCGCGCCACCUUCAUCCCCAUCCCCGGCCAGCCGUGCUGGUGUGCCGAAGACCUCGAGAAGUUCCUCUACCACCGCAUCGUAGACUCGGGUAUCGCCAUCUCCAAGAUCCCGGAGAUCAUUCUCCUCCACCCGGACAACGAUGAGGUCUUCAGCAACCCUGCUGCUCGUGACCACGUGCGCGAGGCCCUUCAGGCUCGUAUGCACUUCUUCAAGGCUGAGGAGGCGGCCCGUCUCCACGAGAUCCAACAGUCUCGCAUCGCUUUUAGGAAGGCCCAGAAGAAGAACAUGUCUAAGUGGGCUAGGGUCAAGGCGGGUUUCAAGCGUAGGUUCGGCAAGAAGGUGGUUGUUGAGCCCUUCAACCCGUUCGAUCCUUCACACUAG
Pyrenophora tritici-repentis Pt-1C-BFP is the source of this 2115-nucleotide messenger RNA. Lineage: Eukaryota; Fungi; Ascomycota; Dothideomycetes; Pleosporales; Pleosporaceae. The record is from RefSeq and is a predicted model, not a curated record.